Spinacia oleracea (spinach) is the source of this 2195-nucleotide messenger RNA. RefSeq names its product protein TORNADO 2. The transcript has 3 exons. Gene Ontology annotation, cellular component: membrane. NCBI's taxonomy places the organism in Eukaryota, Viridiplantae, Streptophyta, Magnoliopsida, Caryophyllales, Amaranthaceae. The record is from RefSeq and is a predicted model, not a curated record. Gene Ontology annotation, biological process: auxin-activated signaling pathway. The coding region runs from base 233 to 1042 and encodes 269 amino acids.
CAUCCAAUUAUACUGCUUUAAUCUUAGACUUUUUAUUCCAAAACACAAACCUUUUACACAUUAGUACAUUACAUUACCUAAAAACCUUCCUUCUAUCACAAAACCAAAAAAAUCUCCUCAUUAAAACAACCCCAUUUUCAUAUGUUAGAAAUGCAGAUUUUAGCCUCAACUUUGAAUUGAAUUGAAGAAAGAAUUUCCCACCCUGAAAAGUCGAAAACACCCUCAUAAAAAAAUGGCAUUAAGCAACAAUGUGAUAGGAGCCAUAAACUUCCUAGGCAUACUACUUGCAAUCCCCAUUAUCGGUACCGGAAUAUGGUUAGCCAGUGACCCGGAAACCUCAUGUAUUCGGAUCCUACAAUGGCCCGUUAUUAUCAUAGGUGCAUUGACCCUUGUAGUUGCCCUAGCCGGGUUUGUGGGCGGGUUCUGGCGUAAUGCCCCUUUGCUUAUAUUUUACCUUAUUGGUAUGCUUGUUUUGAUCAUUUUGUUAGCUUGUUUGGUUGUUUUUGUGUUCAUGGUUACCUCUAGAGGGUCGGGUCACCCGGCCCCUAGCCGGGGUUACUUGGAGUACAGGCUUGAUGGGUUCUCGGGCUUUCUUCGAAGGAGGGUUCAUGGCCCGUUUAAGUGGGCUUUGAUUAAGAGUUGUUUGAGCUCUACUAGUGUUUGUCCUGAGUUAAACCAGACUUAUACUAUGGCUCAAGAUUUUUUCAAUGCUCCUCUUUCUCCUAUCCAGACAGGAUGUUGUAAACCACCAACAGCAUGUGGAUACACAUUCAUAAACCCAACAUUUUGGAUAAGCCCAAUUGAUACAGCUGCUGAUAUGGAUUGCUUGUCAUGGAACAAUGAACAAAACCAACUUUGUUACUCUUGUGAAUCUUGUAAAGCUGGUUUACUUGCUAGUCUUGCUAGACAAUGGAGGAAGGCUAAUAUAAUCUUAAUUAUUACGCUAAUCGCGCUUAUUUGUGUUUAUCUUGUUGGCUGUUGUGCGUUUAGGAAUGCUAAAACGGAGGAGAUUUUUAGAAAAUAUAAGCAAGGUUACACUUAAUUAAUAACAAUAAUGUUACUAAUUUUAUGUAAUUGUCAUGUUAAUGUAAUUUGAGUUUAACUACAUUGGAUUGUAUGGACUUUUUUAUGUAAUUUUUUGUUUAUUGGUUUGUAAAUUAUUUUAUUGUAUUUCUUUUACGUUUGCCAAGAAUUUUUUAUUUCUUUUGUGGGGUUUAUUGAAGACUGAGAAGGGGACUUUUUGAAAAAAUUAUGAGCAUCAUUAUAACGGGAUUUGCGGGUUGCGCCGAAAGGUGAAUGUAUUUCGAUGAUUACAAAUGUUCUUAUGAUGUUUUUAACUUUGGGGUUAAAAAUUGUUUUUGAUGUUAGGGACUUAGAGAGUUAGAGCUUCAAUCCUACUUAAAAUUUUGAAAAUUAGCCAUAGCGGUGAAUAGUAACGGGUAACAAUUAGUUGUUAAAGUUAGGGCUGUGCAAAACUAUCCGAAAAACCAAAAACCCGAAAAUCCGAACCAAAAUCGAUCCGAAUAUUAGGGUACCCGAACCGAUAACGAUUUCGGUUUGGGUACCCGAUCCGAAACUUUGUUAACGGAUCGGGUAACCGAUACCCGUUAACAAAGAUUCGGGUACCCGAAUUACCCGAAAAGGUUCAGUUUUCAAUUUUUUUUUUAAAAAAAAAAGCUGAAAAGAAGUAUAUUGAGUCGCAAAUGUGGAAUAACCUAAUUCCUUCUCUUGGUCUCAUCCACUCUCCAGACCGCCGCUCAAUCGCUCAUCCUCUCACUCACUCUCUUUCUCUCUCUUCUCAUUCUAUAUUUCUACAGAUCUGAGAUAUCCAUCAUCUCUUCUUUGGGUCUUAGAUCUCAUACUACUAUUCUCCAUCAUCUCAUCAACACUCACUACUCACCGUCGUCACCGGCCGUUCACCACUUCGUCGGAGUUUUCAAGAACUCUUCCUGCUGCUGGUGUCCCUCAACUUUGUUGCUACUUACUUGAAGUUUCAAGUUAAAUUGGAGGAUGGUGUUUCUGUACCAGAUUUUCAAAGAUCAAGCUUGAAAUGCCUAAAGCUUUUGUCUUGCCUCUGUGGAAAAUUAUAUAUGUAAUGUUGGUUAAUUGAGAACUAUUUUUAUUUUAUCUUGUGUAAUGGAGUUGAUUAAUUAGUUACGCCCGAAUCGUGAGCGUUGAGUACUUUAUUUAUACAA